CUCGCCGCGAGCCAGAACUCUCCCGAGUUGGUUCUGUGAGGAAGGAAGAAGGUUCGCGCCUUCUUCGGCUGCUUCUUACGUCAAAGAGGAAGCCAAGGAGGAGAAGGGGAAAAAGAGCCGGAGCGGCGCGAUGUCGGCGGGAGAAGCGCCCGGCGGGGGCUGAGGCGGAGGCCUUUCGCCUGGGAAAGGCUCAUGACAGCAAGGAGGAGGAGAGAGGAAGAAGGACUUCGCCUCAGGGAGGCCGCUUUCCCCCCGAAGAGUUGAUUCUGAAACUUCCCUCGGCCUUCAUUCCCCCCCCGCCUCUGGGUUAAGACUUGGCGUGGAAGCCUCUUUCCUCUUUUGUGUUGUGGAAACCUCCAAUCAGGCAUUUCUUCCCCCUCUUUCCUUGGAUGAAGAUUGUGUUUCUCUUCCUGUUUACUUCCCCCCUUUUUUGGGGGGCGUCGGAUCAAAGCUUUUUAAAAAUUAAUUAAUUAAUCAAAGUGUUUAAUUAAUUAAGCUCCCCCUUCCUUCCUUCCUUGUGCCAGAAAUCGUGGAUUAAGAGUAUUUUGGAAGAUUCCCCCCCCCCCCACCCCUAAUUUUUUCCCUCCUUGGAGUUUGUUUACCUUUUUUUCCUUGCCCCUUUUUUAUGGGGUGUCGGAUCAAGAAUCUCUCUCGUUUUUGGAAGCCUUUCCUCCCUCUUUUUUUGGGGUGUUUGGGGUCCGAUUCAGAGCUUCCCUCCUUCCUUAAAGGGGUCGAAAUUCCUUGGAUUUACAGCAGCCUCCCCUUCAAUUUGGAAGAUUAAGAGACAUUGUAUUCUCUCCCUAAAUUCGGAAUAGUUUCUCCUGCUCCCCCACCCCUCGGAUUAAGUGUCUUUUUUCCUCGUGGAUUUAUUAUUAUUGUUAUUCUUGGUCUUCUGGCUCCUCCUGGGUUUUUGUUCCUUUCCUCCUCUUCCCCCCUCUGGUGAGAUUCUAUGCUCCAAGGGAAGAAGGGAAGCGGUGGCGGUGGGGAUCAGCAGCACCAGCAGCAGCAACCCCACGGCGGCGGCGCCCCCUUCGCCUCCCCGGCCAUGUCCACGGCCACGGCGGCUGCGGCGGCGAUCUCGGCCGCGGAGAAAGUGGACGGCUUCACCCGACGGUCGGUGCGCAAGGUCCAGAAGCAGAAGCGCUCGCAGGGCUCGUCCCAGUUCCGGACCCAGAUCAGCCCCGUCGAGCUCCUCCCGCUGCCCCAGCUCAAAGAUGCCACCACAAAUGAACAGCAAGAUCUCUUCUGUCAGAAAUUACAGCAAUGUUGUGUAUUGUUUGAUUUCAUGGACUCUGUUUCUGACUUGAGGAAUAAAGAAAUAAAAAGAGCAACACUGAAUGAACUGGUGGAAUAUGUUUCAACCAAUCGUGGUGUGAUUACCGAAUCAGCAUAUUCUGACAUAGUGAAAAUGAUUAGUUCUAAUAUCUUCAGAACACUUCCACCCAGUGAAAAUCCAGAUUUUGAUCCAGAAGAGGAUGAACCUACGUUAGAAGCUUCUUGGCCCCAUAUACAGCUGGUGUAUGAAUUUUUACUAAGAUUUUUAGAGAGUCCUGAUUUCCAGCCUAGUGUUGCCAAACGUUAUAUUGACCAGAAAUUCGUACAACAGUUGUUGGAGCUGUUUGAUAGUGAAGAUCCACGAGAGCGUGACUUCCUAAAAACUGUGCUUCAUCGAAUUUAUGGCAAAUUCCUCGGAUUAAGAGCAUUCAUCAGAAAACAAAUCAACAAUAUUUUUCUCAGGUUUAUAUAUGAAACAGAACAUUUCAAUGGUGUUGCUGAGCUCCUUGAAAUACUAGGAAGUAUUAUCAAUGGUUUUGCAUUGCCACUAAAAGCAGAACAUAAACAGUUUCUUAUGAAGGUUCUUAUUCCUAUGCAUACAGCAAAAGGAUUAGCUUUAUUUCAUGCACAGCUGGCCUACUGUGUUGUUCAGUUCCUGGAAAAAGAUAUGACAUUAACAGAGCCGGUUAUCAGAGGAUUGCUCAAAUUUUGGCCAAAAACAUGCAGCCAAAAGGAGGUCAUGUUUUUAGGUGAAAUAGAAGAAAUCCUAGAUGUAAUAGAACCGACACAAUUCAAAAAAAUACAAGAGCCUCUCUUUAAACAGAUAGCCAAGUGUGUGUCAAGUUCACAUUUUCAGGUUGCAGAAAGGGCAUUGUACUUCUGGAAUAAUGAAUACAUACUUGGCCUGAUUGAGGAGAACAUAGACAAAAUCUUGCCAAUUAUGUUUGCCAGUUUAUACAAAAUCUCCAAAGAGCACUGGAAUCCGACCAUUGUAGCUUUAGUAUAUAAUGUGCUGAAAACACUUAUGGAGAUGAAUGGAAAACUGUUUGAUGAACUCACAAGCUCUUAUAAAGCAGAAAGACAAAGAGAGAAAAAGAAGGAGCUAGACCGUGAAGAACUGUGGAAGAAGCUGGAAGAAUUAAAGUUAACGAAAGCUCCGUCUGACCAGCUGAGUAAUGCAUCCUCCGUUUCCAAUGCAACAAAUGAAAAAGUGCCAAAUGAGAGCAACAGCCUCGCUUUGUGAGGCAUACCUUUUAUAUACAAGAGUUUUUUUAAAUAUGUAAAAAAUACAAAAGAGAGACCUCAACAGUAUAUUUGAAAUGGCCAAUGUUUUUCCUCUGGCAAAAUGUAAAUGGAAAUUUUUGAACUGAAAUACAAUAAUUGAAUGUGACAUUAUUUACCACAGCAUAUUGUAAAUUUGUCUAAUCAUUGCUAUAUUGUCACUUCUGACAUUUCACAGAAAUGAAUUCUAUCAUUCAUGAUGUGUGUGAUUUAAUUAUGGGAGUGGUGAAAAUUAUGACUUGAAUUUUUUUAAAAUUGUGUUGCACAUAGGCAUAGAAGUCAACUAUUUACAUUUUCCCCAUGUGCUUUUCACAUUACUGCAAGCUUUGGCUAAGAUUCUGAAAGAGACUUCUAUACUAUCACUGUAUUUCUUCAAAUGAAACCAAGGCUGUUGAUCUAUGCCUGAAACGGUGGGAGUGGGCUUCAUUUAACUUAAUGAAGUUUGCUUCUGAGUAAAGGUGCAUAGGAUUUGGUUGCAAUUGUGCCUGGAUGAGAUGUUCUCCCAUUUAUCCAUUACACAUUUGAAAGCUAUUGGUGCAUAGAGUUUUCAGAAAGCAAAGAGACUAUGUUUCUCUUCUGAUGUCACAAAAAUGAUUACUGUUGGUCGUGGGGUGAGUCUAUAUGCCUUGCUCUCUCCUAUAUAUUCCCAACACUAUUCUUGGAGCCUGCACAUACACACAUAUGUUGGUGACUGAACAACUGCGUCAGGGAACCUUUUCUGCUUGAGUAGACUCCUGAUGAAAUUUAGGAAUCUGGAAGAUUGGGGUUCUAUGUGGUGUAAGCAAACAGAGACUCUUGGUUGCAGUUCAUCCCGUAGUGUGCAAGUGGCAGCAAGAAUAGCUAUGUGUUCAGAGAAAGGUGUAGGUUUAUUGUUUCAGCUAAGAGACACAAAAUGAGAGGUAGCAUAUGUGAACGCCACUUAAAUGUUGGGGAAUCAUCAGCUUUGACUCCAGGAAUGCCUUGCUCCCAUAAGCCCUCAUGUGUUUUUUUACCAUUUUAUAACAGAGGACAAGAACCUAUCAAUGAAACUCAUAAUUUCAACCAUUUUUAUUAAGCUUGGCAGGUUUGCUUUCUACCUGGCUCAAGAUAGUCCAGCCAUUCACUAAAAUCUUGAAUUGUGCAAUUCCAUUCAGGCAUCAAAACAUCUUUGCAACAAUACAGUUCCUUGCUCCGUUUCAAGGAAAAUACAAUGUACUUAACAUGGCAAAAAUGGCACUAGAGGUUUUGUCUGUUUUUACUAGAUCAGGUCGGAUGUUUUCUAUCAGAAUACCAUUCCAGUCUCUAUUGCAAUUGUGCAGAAAAUGGUUUUGUAUUGAAAGACUGAGGGAUUGAAAAGCAUUCAAUAAAAUCUUUAUGUUUGUAA
Molecule: messenger RNA, 3919 nt
Organism: Anolis sagrei ordinatus
Lineage: Eukaryota; Metazoa; Chordata; Lepidosauria; Squamata; Anolidae
Source: RefSeq, a predicted model, not a curated record